Molecule: messenger RNA, 672 nt
Organism: Symsagittifera roscoffensis
Lineage: Eukaryota; Metazoa; Xenacoelomorpha; Acoela; Convolutidae
Product: lysozyme c-1-like
Exons: 3
Coding region: 63-521 (152 amino acids)
Molecular function (GO): lysozyme activity
Source: RefSeq, a predicted model, not a curated record
AUUUAAGAUAAACAGCUUUUGAAACUCAGAUUUCGUCAAACCACUCACUUACUCGUUAGAAAAUGAAGUUUCUUGGGCAAGUUUUGAUACUGAUAAUCUUUGUUGCUACUCUUUCAGAGAGCAAAAUUUACACAAGCUGUGAGUUUGCACAAACACUGAUCGACUAUGGACUUGUCAGCUCAUCCGACCCGGAAUUGCGGUUCAAAUUGGGUAACUGGGUGUGUCUGGCUUAUCAUGAGUCGCUUCUAAACACGGCGGCCACCAAUAACAACACAAACGGAAGUCGCGACUACGGAAUCUUUCAGAUAAACAACUACUACUGGUGCGACAGUGGCUUUGGAUACAACGAAUGCAGUAUGCCAUGCUCCGAUCUGCUCACUGAUGACAUAAGAGAUGCCACCAACUGUGCCAAGUUGAUCUACAGAGUGCAGGGGUUCUUCGCUUGGUACGGGUGGAUCUACAACUGCAGAGCCCAAACUGAGACCGCUAUUGAAAACUGGGUAAAAAGCUGCCAUUUCUGAGGAGGAAAUGUCAUUUGAAUCAUAACAGUAACUGGAACAUUACUCUAUUCAAGAAAAAGGAAGCGGUUAAAUUAGAAAAAAAAAAAGAAGAACGAGAGUUUGCUUUUAUGAUUUUAAAAUUUGAUUAUGGUUCAAUGUUAACGGUAAAUGA